Fusarium fujikuroi IMI 58289 is the source of this 369-nucleotide messenger RNA. RefSeq lists its product as uncharacterized. The transcript is spliced from 2 exons. The record is from RefSeq and is a predicted model, not a curated record. Lineage: Eukaryota; Fungi; Ascomycota; Sordariomycetes; Hypocreales; Nectriaceae. The coding region runs from base 1 to 369 and encodes 122 amino acids.
AUGCACUGUCUUGCAAAUCCCCCUCCGCGACAACAGCUACUAGAUCCUCGCUUGCGGAACAUCCUUUCGACUGAAUGCCUCUCAACUCCCGCGGGCUCCGAUAUUCGACUGGAUGACCACGUCAAACAUAUGCAACGCAAGGCCCAGAAGGCAUAUCGCAAUGGCAUCGGCAGUAAGGCACUCUGGGUGGCGACUUCGAUAGGCAAGGCGCAAUGCAAGCCUCGAAGUAUCAUCAAUAUGCCCGCACUUGUCCAUAACCGAACUACGUUUGCUUCAGAGGAAGAAAAGCAGAACUGUAUCCGCAAUUUCAUUUGGACAGCGACGAGUGACUGCCCCUCCGGAACUUCCCUUCCCAGACCUCAGCCCUGA